Messenger RNA from Anguilla rostrata (American eel), 2439 nucleotides. RefSeq names its product glycerate kinase (gene glyctk). The record is from RefSeq and is a predicted model, not a curated record. The transcript has 6 exons. Gene Ontology annotation, molecular function: glycerate kinase activity. Bases 520 to 2094 code for a protein of 524 amino acids. Lineage: Eukaryota; Metazoa; Chordata; Actinopteri; Anguilliformes; Anguillidae. Gene Ontology annotation, biological process: protein phosphorylation. Gene Ontology annotation, cellular component: cytoplasm.
GUCACACUGUACCUUCUAUGCUAGUAUGUAGAAAAAGCUUAUUUAAAAGAUAUUUUGGCUUCAUCCACAAGGGACGUCGCGGUCACAGUAGCUGAAUCAUGGUUUCCCAACGUCCUGUGUAAAGCUGUAUGUAUCUAUGUUACCGAUCUAGCCAAUAAGCGAGCAAGCACACGUGCCCUACUGUUGCAUGGUGGGGAAGACUGGAAUGGACUCCAGGAGAGGAGCUGCCAGGAGCUUCACACUGACUGACUGUUGACCCUUGCUGACUCAGUGGAACCUUUCAUGCGCACGCAUAAGCUUACAGGUCCCCUCUGCUGUCCCACUUCUCUCAGGUAUACAGUCAUAGUCAAUUAUUACUCAUAUUGUCAACAGAGGUUGAGCAGACCUCUGCACCAGAAGUAAAGUUUAAUCAGUGAAGUUCCAGCAGAACAAAAAGAGAGAGCUCAGUGUGUGCAGUAAAGGAGUUCCCUGUCCAGGUGUUGAGCAGCGAUCCCUUAGUGAGCAAGGUGUGAUUGAAGCAUGGCACGUGUCCUGUCUCUCUCUUGGCCUCUGUCUCUUUGUCGCUCCCUGGGUUUAGGGGGAGUGUCAGUGCGGAGCAUGUCGCUAGACGAGCGGGUGCGGGAGGUGUUUGCGGCUGCAGUGGGAGCAGUGCAGCCUGACAGCGUGGUGCGUAGAAGCCUGGAACGGAGAGGAGAUCGCCUCCAUGUGGCUGGACACAGCUUUGACCUCAGACACAACCUUCACCUAGUGGGCUUUGGCAAGGCUGUUCUUGGUAUGGCAGCUGAGACGGAAAGGAUUGUGGGAGACCACUUAGUGAAAGGUGUUGUCAGCGUGCCACAUGGUAUCCAGGAGAUAUUGCGACAUCAUGGAAAAGGACAAAUGCUACUUGGAGCAGACACUCGUAUUGAGGUGUUUGAAGGUGCCAAGCACAACUUGCCUGAUGCCAAUGCCCAGAAAGCAGCUAAACGCAUCCAUGAGCUGGCCAGUGCUCUCACCGAAUCUGACCUGCUGCUUGUGCUAAUUUCAGGUGGUGGUUCGGCACUCCUGCCAGCUCCAGUGCCACCCAUCUCACUGGACGAGAAACAGGAUGUGACACGAAAAUUAGCAGCUGCUGGUGCCACCAUCCAGGAGCUGAACACGGUGCGCCGUGCCCUCUCCUUGCUAAAAGGAGGCGGUCUGGCCCACUUUGCCCACCCUGCCCAGGUGGUGGCUCUGAUCCUGUCAGAUGUGAUAGGAGACCCUUUGGACUUGAUCGCCAGCGGCCCCACAGUGCACACUGAGAUGCAGCCGGAGGAGGUGUGGGCCAUCCUGGAGUGCCAUGGGCUCUCUGCCUCGCUGCCUGCAUCCGUCAGGGAGGUGCUGGGGAAAGCAGGACCACAGUAUACACAGGAGAAGAAGAAAUACGAGGGCGUGGGGCGUGUGCUGAACACUGUGAUCGGCUCAAACAGCAUAGCUCUGGAGAGUGCAGCCCGGCUUGCACAGGAGAUGGGUCUUCGUCCAGUUGUGCUGUCCCCUGGGGUGUGUGGGGAUGUGCGCUCUGUCGCCCAUCUCUACAGUCUGCUGGCCCGCUUUGCCUGUGCGCCAGGUGCCUCCUCACCUGACCUGAGCACCUUUAUCCUGCAGCUGGGCCCGGAAGUGGGCGUGGAGAGCUGGGAUCUGUGCCGUGUGAUGCAGACGCUGAGUGAGGGCCGUGGGGAAGGCUGGGAUGCCACCUGCCUGCUGGCAGGAGGAGAGCCCACGGUGCAGCUGACAGGGACGGGGAAGGGUGGGCGGAACCAAGAGCUGGCACUGCGACUAGGGAUGGAGCUGGGCAGGGAGAGCCUCUUGCAGGACGUAGUGUUCUUGAGCGGAGGGACAGAUGGGCAGGACGGGCCCACGGAGGCAGCCGGAGCUGUGAUUGAUGGGAGGCUGCGUCAGGAGGCACUGGGGCAGGGGCUUGACCCUAAACCUUUCCUCAACAACAACGACUCUUUUACCUUCUUCUCACAGCUCUCUGCUGGCCGGCACCUGCUUCUGCCUGGGCUCACUGGUACCAAUGUGAUGGACGUGCACCUGCUACUAUUACCCACACCUGCAACCACCCCCACCCCGUGACGGCAUCUCCCAGCCCUGGCCCAAGUGGGCCCACUGGGAUCACAUACAGUUCUACUGGAACAGGAUUGUGAGGAUGGACAGACAAUAGCACUACGAACUAAGAAGACAAAGGGAGGGGCACCAUGCAGUGACUACAUCAGGCGUAGCCCAGAUAAACACUAAAACUGUGGGACCAAGACGGAGAGAGGCCGCUGUAAGCAUCACAUUUGUCAGAAAUGCUAUCUGAAGUAGUCUGCCUGUUUUACCUGUAUUGUAUUUUGUAGUAUUCAUUUUCAGUUCUACUGCUCUCAGGACACAUGGAAAAUACACUGGAUGUGGUAUUGCUAAAAUAAAGGAUAUUAUGUA